This is a messenger RNA of Rotaria sp. Silwood2, 550 nucleotides long. The record is from the annotation of a GenBank genome assembly. Lineage: Eukaryota; Metazoa; Rotifera; Eurotatoria; Philodinida; Philodinidae.
UGAUUUUGAAAAUGAUGAAUAUAUACCAUUGAUAAUUGCCCCAUCAGUUGCUGCACGAGACUAUGUACAUCACUAUGGAUGUAUUGAUCGUGCAGGAAAUAUCGGUUAUGCUUAUACAUUUCUCACAUCAAAACAAGAAGGAUAUGCUAGUCAUAUAAUAGAACCUUUAAAAGAAUCUGGUACGCCUGUACCAGAAGAAUUAACUUUUUUAUGGAAUGAUUAUGUAAAAAAAAUGAAAGCAAUGGGUAAAGUCAUUCAAAUUAGUCGUGGCCAUUUUAGUGGACAACAUGAAGAUACGGACGAAGCAAGUGAAGAUAUCCAUGAAAAAAUUCAAUCGUUAUUUAAGAGUAAAAAAUUGACUCGAGCUAAAGACGAUGCAAGAAUUGCUGAAAAUCAAGACAUAGUAAGUAAUUCAAUUGUUAUAAUUAAUGAUACAGCAUUAAAAUCAGAAAGAGCCAAGAAAUUUGCAACACGCCUUAUAUCGAAUAAAUCUGAAACUCGAGAUUCAAUAAGACAAGUAGCAACAUCAUUAUUUCAACAUGGCGUAUGA